UUUGUGGAAGAUUCACAGAUAGGACAAGUGCUAGCAGUGGAUCCACAAGAAGUACAGAGACAGAGAUGCCUACAGGGCAGGAUGAGUACCCUCGAUUCCUCCUUCUUAUAUUUGGUAGCUUCAGCUUGAUUUUAGAUUGUCUAUACUGUUUUUUUUGCUGGUUUAGUGCUGUCGUUUAUGGGGAAUCACCAGAUUAUGCCGAGAAGCGCAGUAGGUUAUGGCUCGACAAAAAUGUGCUUAAUAUGGUAUCAAAAGAUACUGUAAGAACUUCAUGCUUGGUUUUUGUUUUUAAAUUUAAUCCAACGUCAAAUGAUGCAAGAUAAACAUUGGCGAAUCAGUUGUUAGCAUCAAUUUGUUAUCUUUAUUUAACUCAGUAAGUAUGAAAAUUAGCUAUAUAUCUCCAAAAAAAUACAAUAAAAAAUAGCCUGAUUGUGAAUCGUUUAGUGUUACUUGCUUCCUUAUGAGCUCCAAACCUCAUAAUUGCAUUCAGUUAUGCUCCUAGAAUUUUUACUGCCUUUUACUUCUGCUAUGCAUUUUAUUUCACAGGGAACGUAGCUGUUACGGGACUGAAUUUGAAGUUGCCCAUGAUGGAUACAACAACUGAUUUCAAAACCAAAGCAUUUGAGAAGAUGAAGAGACUGAGAUUGCUUCAACUUGCUGGCAUACAAUUUGAUGGUGAUUAUAAAUAUCUCUUAGAAGAUCUUAGAUCGCUUUGCUGGGAUGGAUUUCCUUCAAUAUAUACACCUGCAGACCUUCAAGUUUUUGAGUUAAUGAACCACUUGAAUGGUUAAUUAUUCCUUAACAGAAAUAUUUUCACUUUGAAUUUUCCUUGCAAAAUUUGAUGUUACAUUUUUGUUAUGGUUUGAUAAUUAGUAAGUGCCAAACUUAAUCUAAGUUAAGGUUUAAUUAUGAAGGUUUCACAAUUACAUUUGUAGCACAGGAAAGACAAACUGCAAUGAAGUCCUGUCCAGGAGCAGUUUACUGAAGGCCUACAAUGAAUGGCUGCUUACUUUGCAUACCUUAGUUACAGUGGUUAAGUGUUGGAAGAUGAAAGCUAUAAGAACAUACUCCAAGACACCAAUGGGAAUCACAUGGAGACUUUUGCUAUGGGAAGCUGUAGCACCAACAAAAGCACCACUCCCAAGUCCCUUUCCACAUCCUGGACUCAGAGCUAUGUUGUCCGGAACACCAAUCAAUAUGCUCUUGCUAUGAACAACCAGGUGGAGGACAGUGGAUACUUGUUUGAAGCAAAAACGAUAAAAAGAAUGGAAAUUUUGGUCCUUUCCACUCUUGGGUGGAAGAUGAAUCCUGUAACACCUCUCUCAUUUCUUGAUUAUAUCACAAGGAGACUUGGGGUUAAAGGGUAAUGUUUGUUAGGAGUUUCUCAGGACUCGGGAGGUGUGAAGCUGUUCUUCUCUCUGUCUUUGCAGAAAACCAUCAGGUUGGAUUACUGAGGAUAAGUCAAAUGGCCAUUGUAAGGUAAUUUGGGUGGAGCACUUAGAAUGCCAGAAGAGCACAGUUCAUACCAUGUAUCGAGCCAUUGUAAACAGUGGUCUAGCCUUUGGGCCAAGGCACUGGAUUACAACAUUGAAAAAUUAAAGAAUUCAAGCUGAAUUUACAGGUGAAUCCAGUUUCAGGGGGAUUGAGAGAAAAAAAGGAUGGAGCCCCAUACAGUACAAAGCAUUAACAUAGCCUGUAACCUUCCGAAGGAAGGUAUUAAAAAUUCAAUGGAUACUGAGUCAACUGAAGCAGAUGAAAGAAAAAAUGCCAAAGAAUAUUCUUCUUAUUCUGAUGAAAUGAAGGCACUAUCUGCUUCUGUCAUAAACAAAGAGUUUAGUUCAAAAAAUUUGAGAAAUUCUUUGGCUGGAACACAAGUUGGAUUUUUGAAGAAAAAACUUCUUGUUCUUGAUAUAAAGGGGGUGCUGAUGGAUAUAGUUUCUCCCCCUCCAAAGGAUUAUAGAGCAGAUGCAACCAUUGCGAGGCAAGCAAAUAUUAAUCCCUUCUCAGAGUCAGAAACAAGUUCUUCAAGAGAACCCAUUGUGGAUUUCGAGUCUCAAGAUAAGUCAAAACCUGGUUCUCAGUGGCAUGCAUUUCUUCAAUUGUUGAGGACCAAAUCAAAGAAGCUCUUAGCCAAAUUGCAUCCUCUCAGUGUCCUCAAGCUCUCAAGAAGAAUGAGCAGUAUCAUGAGGGAGACUAUACUUCCAAGUUGUAGAAUAGAUGCAGAUUCGUCCUUGCACAUGUCACCGUGGAAGAUCUUCACUCAGCAUGAGAUACAAAUUGCAACUAAUUAUUAUUUGACUGUAGGCAUUGCCAUAAUGAAGCUAAGAACUCUGAGGAGAUUAAUCCUAUGGAUCGCCAUGAUAUCCCACGCCAUGAAAUUAAAAAGGUGACAAGUCUAUGAUCAAGAGGAGAUACGUGUACUUAAGAGGAGAUCUUAAAAGAGAACCCCGAUGUUUGCACUUAUAUGGCACCUUCUUUGGAUGCAACGCAAGAUAUGAUGGUGAUAGAGGUACCAAGACUAGGAAAAGAUGCUGCAACCAAGGCCAUAAAAGAAUGGGGCUAGCCAAAGUCCAAGAUUUCCAUGGAGUUGUUGCUAUUAAUUUUGGAGGAAAUAGUCUCUUGGUUUUUUUGUUUGUAUUCUAUUCUUUUUUUUUCACCCCUUUUCUGCAUUGGCAGAAGGAUAACGUGCUUUUAAGUUUUGCCAAAUAAUAUUUUCUUUCAAGUUUUGAGAAUAGUUGUCGAAUGAAAUUUGGAUUAAUAAGUAUUACACAAGUAUCA
This is a messenger RNA of Gastrolobium bilobum, 2778 nucleotides long. RefSeq lists its product as uncharacterized. The coding region runs from base 1659 to 2390 and encodes 243 amino acids. Lineage: Eukaryota; Viridiplantae; Streptophyta; Magnoliopsida; Fabales; Fabaceae. The transcript is spliced from 9 exons. The record is from RefSeq and is a predicted model, not a curated record.